UGGCUCAGGCGCUGCGGAGGGAGGGGGCGGCCCGACCCGGCCCAGCUCUGCCCCCGGCCGGCCCGACCCCGGCCCCGGCCCCGGCCCAGCCCUUAUCUGAUCCCAGCUCGGGGUUUAAGAGUCUCGGCCCUGCCGGUCGCACGACUCCGUUCCUUAUUCCUGGCCUCCCCGUCCGUCCGUCGGUCCCGCUGCCCCGCGGCCCAACUGAGGGGACACUUUACCCUGGACUUAAGAUGACAUCUGUUGCCAAGGUGUAUUACAGUCAGACCACUCAGACAGAAAGCCGGCCCCUAAUGGGCCCAGGGAUACGACGGCGGAGGGUCCUGACAAAGGAUGGUCGUAGCAACGUGAGGAUGGAGCACAUUGCUGACAAGCGCUUCCUCUACCUCAAAGACCUGUGGACAACCUUCAUUGACAUGCAGUGGCGCUACAAGCUUCUGCUUUUCUCUGCAACCUUUGCAGGCACUUGGUUCCUCUUUGGCGUGGUGUGGUAUCUGGUAGCUGUGGUCCAUGGAGAUCUGCUGGAGCUGGGUCCCCCAGCCAACCAUACUCCCUGUGUGGUACAGGUGCAUACACUCACUGGGGCCUUUCUCUUCUCUCUUGAAUCCCAGACCACCAUUGGCUAUGGCUUCCGCUACAUCAGUGAAGAAUGCCCACUGGCUAUUGUGCUGCUUAUUGCCCAGCUGGUGCUCACUACAAUUCUGGAGAUCUUCAUCACAGGGACCUUCCUGGCCAAGAUUGCCCGGCCCAAGAAGCGGGCUGAGACCAUCCGUUUCAGCCAGCAUGCGGUCAUAGCUGCCCACAAUGGGAAGCCCUGCCUUAUGAUCCGUGUUGCCAAUAUGCGUAAGAGUCUCCUCAUAGGCUGCCAGGUGACAGGCAAACUGCUUCAGACCCACCAGACCAAGGAGGGUGAGAACAUCCGACUCAACCAAGUCAAUGUGACUUUCCAAGUCGACACAGCCUCUGACAGCCCCUUCCUCAUUCUACCCCUUACCUUCUAUCAUGUGGUAGAUGACACCAGUCCUUUGAAAGAUCUCCCCCUCCGCAGUGGUGAAGGUGACUUCGAGCUGGUGCUGAUUCUAAGUGGGACAGUGGAGUCCACUAGUGCCACCUGCCAGGUGCGCACUUCCUAUCUGCCAGAGGAGAUCCUUUGGGGCUAUGAGUUCACACCUGCCAUCUCACUGUCGGCCAGUGGCAAAUACAUAGCUGACUUUAGCCUUUUUGACCAAGUUGUGAAAGUGGCCCCUCCCAGUGGUCUCCGUGACAGCUACGGAGACCCAGAAAAGCUCAAGUUGGAGGAGUCAUUAAGGGAGCAAGCUGAGAAGGAGGGCAGUGCCCUUAGUGUGCGCAUCAGCAAUGUCUGAGGCUGGAGUCCCACUUCCCCAUCCCUCUGGUCUCUUUUCCUCUCUCUUUUGGCACCCUGGGUAAGGGAUCCUACCCAGGUUUACUGGAGAGUCCCAGAAGUACCCAUCUUCCACUCCCUCAUCUUAACCCAAUGGUCUGUGAGUAGUCUCGGCCAACUGGGGUUCCAGUCUUCCUCCCACUGUCCUCUUUCACCUCCCCCUCCCUCACACCUCAACACACAUCUCCUUUAAGCCAGGAUUGGGGAAGAAGAGGGAGGAUUAGGCUGAAGUGGCUCAGAAGGCCUCAGCCAUGCUUGGAGAGUCACAUCAGGAGGGCCAUGCAGUUGGAUGAAGAGAUUCCCUCUGGCCACCAUCAGCUAGUUUGGUGACUUGAGGCUGGAGCCCCCUUCCUUUCUAUUUCUCUAGAAAAUUUCCUAAGUCAAGACUCCUCUGAUGGUUGUUUUCAGGGGUGUGCCCUGAGAAAUAUAGGAAUUAGGAAUCAAUAUGUUCUGGAGUCUCUAUCAACUCUUAUAGAAGGAAGCUAGGUUUUUUCAUGGUAUCAUAUCCAUUUUAGCUUCUGACCUAAACCAUUCUUCACCACUGUUUUCCUCUAGUUUCUCAAAUGGACUCUCUCUUAAGAUACCCAAUUCUCUCAUAGAUGAUUUUGUUCCCACAGAAUUGGUGUUGAGCUGAGAAACAUAGAACACAGAUACAACCACC
Messenger RNA from Chrysochloris asiatica (Cape golden mole), 2063 nucleotides. RefSeq names its product potassium inwardly-rectifying channel, subfamily J, member 10 (gene KCNJ10). The transcript has 2 exons. NCBI's taxonomy places the organism in Eukaryota, Metazoa, Chordata, Mammalia, Afrosoricida, Chrysochloridae. Bases 234 to 1364 code for a protein of 376 amino acids. Gene Ontology annotation, biological process: potassium ion import across plasma membrane; regulation of monoatomic ion transmembrane transport. Gene Ontology annotation, molecular function: inward rectifier potassium channel activity. Gene Ontology annotation, cellular component: plasma membrane. The record is from RefSeq and is a predicted model, not a curated record.